AUGCCACCUAGGGCUCUAGCUGUAAACACAUCUCGCUUGAAGCAUGACACAAGGAACAAAAGCACCACUUCUAGCAUGCAUCAAAGAACACAAGCUUCUCCACCGCCUCAUACCAGUGCAGCACCACCACCGCCUCAUACCACUGCAGCACCACCACCGCCUCAUAUAACCGCAACACCUUCCCUGCCUCUUACAACCCCAACACCUCCACUGCCUCAGACAAUUGAAGCAGCAUCACAACCUCAGACAACCGACACAUCACCGAAAUUUGAGGAACCCACAUUUGUUCCUACCCCUGGAGUGACACAUCAUGUUCUGCAAGGUCCAGCUGUCAAUCACACCACGAUAGCAGGGGAGGAAGAAGAGAGGGACCAAACUGUUUUUGAUGAGGAAGAGGAGGUUGCAGAACAAGCAUUUGCUGAUGGGCAAAAGCCGAUGAUUAGCAUUAUGGGAAACAGGUUGACUCUAAGCAGUAUUGGUUGCUGA
Molecule: messenger RNA, 486 nt
Organism: Vicia faba (fava bean)
Lineage: Eukaryota; Viridiplantae; Streptophyta; Magnoliopsida; Fabales; Fabaceae
Source: the annotation of a GenBank genome assembly